AGUGUGACGCUCCACACUGGGCGGAGUCACCAAGGCUAAUGGCGUCGGGAAGGCCUCAGACCUCUCAGCCACCGAACUCUCGGUUUUUGCGGACGCAGUCCGGGUUGUGCCGUCCCUUUCUCAUCCCCUGACCACCCGCUCCUCCCUGGUUACUGUGGACUCCUCUCCCCGGCAUUCUUCGCGCGGACUCCGGCUGGCGUGCACGUGACGCGUCAGGCCUCGGGCUCAGGGUACCUGAAUGAUCAAGUAUCAGUGAAAUUUCAGACCUGUGUGGAAAGGCUCUCAGGAAAUACUUGUAUUCGCAUUUUCAGCCCUAUGGUGGUUUUACUGGUAACCUGGAAGUGAGGAAUAAUUUUCUGCUAGAACAAGAUGGCUUCUGUUCCAGUGUAUUGCUUGUGUCGCCUUCCAUACGACGUGACGCGAUUCAUGAUUGAAUGUGAUGUUUGUCAAGACUGGUUCCAUGGCAGCUGUGUUGGUGUAGAGGAAGAAAAGGCAUCAGAGAUUGAUCUGUAUCAUUGUCCCAACUGCCAGAUAACGCAUGGGCCACCUGUUAUGAAACGUCGACGGGGGUAUCCCAAGCAAGAUCUCGCCAAGCAAGAUACCAAGGAUGUGGGGAAACCAGUGCAGACAGGCACUGCCAGUUUCAUAAAAGAACUAAGAAGUCGAAAUUUCCCCAGCGCAGAGGAGGUGAUCUUGAAACCACAGGGAGCUCAGCUGACCGUCGAGUAUUUAGAAGAGAACAGCUUCAGUGUUCCGAUCCUGGUUGUAAAGAAGGAUGGGCUUGGGAUGACCCUUCCUCCUUCUUCCUUCACAGUAAAUGACGUGGAGUAUUAUGUAGGAGGGGAGAAGGAGAUUGAUGUGAUUGAUGUUGUUAGACAAGCAGACUUGAAGAUGAAGCUGAAGGAUUUUGUCAAAUAUUACAACAGCCCCAAGAGGGAGAAAGUUCUCAACGUGAUCAGCUUGGAGUUUUCUGAGACAAGGUUGUCAAACCUUGUUGAAACUCCAAAGAUUGUACGCAAGCUAUCCUGGGUGGAAAACCUGUGGCCCGAGCAAAGUGUGUUUGAAAGACCAAACGUGCAGAAGUACUGUUUGAUGGGGGUCAAGGACAGCUAUACGGAUUUCCAUAUAGAUUUUGGAGGAACAUCAGUCUGGUAUCAUGUUUUAAAGGGAGAGAAGAUCUUCUACCUGAUACAACCUACAAAGACCAACCUGGCCUUGUUUGAGUGCUGGAGCAGCUCCUCUAACCAGAAUGAAAUGUUUUUUGGAGAUCAGGUGGACAAGUGUUACCGGUGUCCUGUAAAGCAGGGCCAGACUCUCUUCAUCCCCACAGGCUGGAUUCAUGCAGUUUUGACCCCUGUGGAGUGCCUGGCUUUUGGAGGAAACUUUCUGCACAGUCUAAACAUGGCAAUGCAGCUCAGAGCAUAUGAGAUUGAAAAGCGACUGAGUACUGCUGAUCUCUUCAAGUUUCCAAAUUUUGAGUCCAUCUGUUGGUAUGUGGGAAAGCACUUACUGGACACAUUUCGUGGUCUGCGAGAGAACAGGAGGCAUCCAGCUACUUACCUGCUGCAUGGAGCCAAAGCACUCAAUACAGCCUUUAGGUCCUGGACCAAGAAAGAGGCAUUGAUGGAUCACGAGGAGGAAAUCCCAGAGACCAUAGUUACUUCUCAGCUCAUUAAAGAUCUUGAUCGUGAAGUCCGGCUAAUGGAGGAUAUAUUUCAUCAAAACAUUGAGAAGACUGGCAACCUCUUGGGUAUGACAAGAAGCCCUCUGACCAGCACUUCCUCCCCCGUGAAAAUGUCUCUACUGCCCAAGGGUCCUAAGAAAAAGGGGGUCAAGAACAAAGAUUUUGUGAAAAAAGGUGGUAGAUGGAUCAAUGAUGGGCUGGACGAUGACUCGGAGCUUGUCGAUAUUCCAAAUCCGAGGAAGAUCUUUGUUCACAAGAAAGAAAUGGCGGAUGACGAUAUUUUAGAUGAAAUGGAUGAGAAGCCUGAUGGCAGUCUACUGGAUUCAGAAUUGGCAGACAGUAAAAUGCGUUUAGUUUUGGCCAAUGGUACAAAUCUAAGUGGGAAGAAGGUUUGUGUAGGAACUGGAGGUAGGCCCCAGGCCUUUGCCAAAAAAAAUCUAAAAAGUGAACCAGUGGAUCCCGAUCUGUCAUCUAGUGACCCUUUUCUGAUGGACUCAGAGGACGACUUGCAGAUUGAUGAGACGCCACGAAAGGAGCGAAAGCUUAUCCCCCAGAAAAGGAAGCUGCAUAAAUUUCCACGUAAGCUUCCACGUGCAAAGCCAUGCUCAGACCCUAACAGAGUACGAGAACCAGGAGAGCUGGAGUUUGAUGUAGAGGAAGACUACACCACGGAUGAAGAAAUGGGAGAAGCUGAUGGAGACCAACUUGGAGCUAGCAGUGGGGGUAUAUUGGACCUUCUUAAAGCCAGCAGACAGGUUGGAGGCCCAGAAUACUCUGAAAUAGACGAAGCACCUGCUUCUCCAAGCACCCAGGAGGCCAUUCAGGGUAUGCUGUGCAUGGCCAACCUUCAAGCCUCUUCCUCCUGCACACCUGCUAACCUUCAGGCUUGGUGGGCAGCUGGACAAGAGAGUGGUGCUGCAUCUGGUAUACCACAAAGUGGUAGUAAGGCUGCCGCAGGUAACAAGUCUGGAAGUAAUGGCACAAGUGGAAGCUCUGGGAACAGCAAAGUGAUUCUGAGGCCAGGAAAGAGGCCGGUUAAAAGACCUGCGCACCGUAGUAUGGACAGUGAAGAUGAGGGAGAUAGUACUGACGAGCAGGAAACACUGGGAGCCUGUUUUAAAGAUUCAGAAUAUAUUUACCCAUCUCUCGAAUCUGAUGACGAUGACCCAGCACUAAGGUCACGUUCCAAAAAAAAGAGGCAGACCGAUGAUGCUCCAUGGAAUCCAAAGGCACGUGUCACUCCAACACUCCCAAAACAAGCCCGUCCAGUUCGAGAAGGAACUCGUGUGGCCUCAGUUGAGACGGGACUGGCUGUGGCAGCAGCAAGACUUUCUCAGCAGGAGCAACAGAGAUCUCAAAAGAAAAAAUUGGCCACCAAGAAAAAGCCUACAAGUGAACCAGAACCUGAAAUUCUUCCAUCAGAGCCUGAGCCACCACCGCCACCACCUCCUCCUGAGCCUCAGAUUGAGGUCUUCUCUGGCAGCCUGGUUGACCAUGAAUACACAGCUGGUCCCAAUAUAUUUGGCAUGGCUCAGGUGAACCGUGGCACUACCCCGAUGGCACCAGGUGUCUUCCUUUCUCACAGACGGCUUUCUGCUACCUCUCCAACAAGUCAAGCAGUUCAGGGAAAGCGACCCAAGAAAGGUUUAGCUACAGCUAAGCAGCGCCUGGGCAAGAUCCUAAAGAUUCACCGGAAUGGAAAGCUUCUUCUGCUGUGACCUCCUUCCCUUUACACUCUUGAUGCUGACCCUUUUGUUCUUGAGUGGACAUUCAGGGUCAUUGUACAGAGAAAGCAGAGCUGGGUCCCUAGCUGUGCUGAAGACUUAUUUUUGUAAGAACUGCACACAUAGACAUGAACUUGUUUUACCGAGAAUAAAAGGCAGGCUGCACAGAGAGCAAGAUGGUAGAAAAAUCACACAACGAUUUUCAUCCUCUUCACCUUUGCGUUGUCUCAAAUUUGAGGCCUUUGAAAAGCAUGAAAGGUGGAUAGAACGGGUGAACCUUCUGCUAAAAGAUGCCGUUCAUUUUUAUUUUUUCAUUUUUAAACCUUGAACACAACAAGCAAUUUUUUUUUUGUUUCUCCCGCUCCCAACUGAGUUAUGUUGAUGGAAUCUUACAUAAGAUCCAAAGGGAGAAGUUCCCACUUAAAGCACUUGUCUUGGCCUCCUGGGACCUUGGGCUGUUUUGUCAGGUUCUCCAUGGACGAGUGAUAACCAGAUGUAAUAGCACAUUAUUUUCUUGCUUAUUUGUUAUAUUUCUACACUGCCUCAUUCUUCCUGCCACAGUCUCCCAACACAACCGAACUUAUGACUUUUCUGGUACUGGGCUUGGUUUGUAUUUAGCUUUUUUUUUUCUUUUUUUUUUUUAAGCACUUAAGUUUGAAUAUAACUGCCAUAUACCUCUUGAUGUGUGACCCAGCAGUGAUUAAGACAUGUUCACCAGAAGGGAUCAGACCUUGCAAGUAAACAUUUGGAAGCACGGUCUUAUAUUUACCACACCUGACAAAAGAAGAUUCAGAAAAUCUCUCCAUUACAUUGACCUACUGUAGAAAAUUUGGCCCGGACACUAUGAAGGCAUCAGUUGUGACUGAUCUCCAACUUGCCCUCUCUGCCAUGUAUAAAUAUAUAUAUGAUUUUUUUUUUUUUUUCAGGAAACUGAUGUAUGGUUGAAAGCAAAUUUUUUCCAAGGGGGGGUAUAUUGUUACAAAGACGAAAAACAAACCACAUCUGCUUAUAAAGGGAAAUGCAUCCAAAAUCAUUAUUGUAGAUGAAGGCCUUGUUCACACCGGGUAUAUCAAUGCAUAGCUUGUAUGAGGUCUGUGUUUACCUGCACAGGUGUUCUGCACGGAUACAGCCGUUGAUCCCAGUUUGACAUCCAUGCGUGUGCGUUUAUGAACUCGCACUGACUGAGUUUAGGGAUGUCUAUUUGCACCCGUACGGCUGUCAGGAAGCGGCAGCUGUAUCCCAAUAGAGAGCAAUGGGACUGUAUGCAUGAGGAUGUGCUGAACACGUGGGUUACCUGCAGGUAAACAAUGGCCCUCUUAUUGAUGAGCCCCAUGUGAAUGAGGCCUAACAUGCUUGUUCUAAAUUUUUGAAUUCUGUUGAAACAUUUCCGAGCAUAAUUUUUAGGUCCAUUGCAAUGCCAGAGUUAUUAGUGAGGCAGAGAAACUUCUGUAUGUAGUCAUUUUUACUUUGCUCCAGCCUUAGGAUUGGUUGCAGUUGUGUGUUUUAGGCAUAAGAAAUUGGAGUAGCGUUUUAAAUUACUAUUAAAUAUAGUGGCCCUUUUAACAUAACUAGCAGUUUGUGCUAGUACAGUGCUGUACCUUAUGAUUAAAUUCUAGUAGCUUUGUUCAAUA
Messenger RNA from Rana temporaria (common frog), 5039 nucleotides. RefSeq names its product PHD finger protein 8 (gene PHF8). The record is from RefSeq and is a predicted model, not a curated record. The transcript has 22 exons. Gene Ontology annotation, biological process: protein demethylation; regulation of transcription by RNA polymerase II. Lineage: Eukaryota; Metazoa; Chordata; Amphibia; Anura; Ranidae. The coding region runs from base 370 to 3402 and encodes 1010 amino acids. Gene Ontology annotation, molecular function: histone demethylase activity; transcription coregulator activity.